Messenger RNA from Phyllopteryx taeniolatus (common seadragon), 4150 nucleotides. RefSeq names its product nucleolar and coiled-body phosphoprotein 1 (gene nolc1). The record is from RefSeq and is a predicted model, not a curated record. Lineage: Eukaryota; Metazoa; Chordata; Actinopteri; Syngnathiformes; Syngnathidae. Gene Ontology annotation, cellular component: nucleolus; nucleoplasm. Gene Ontology annotation, molecular function: protein binding. The transcript is spliced from 14 exons. The coding region runs from base 52 to 3291 and encodes 1079 amino acids.
GCACAUAUCAAGCGUUGUCGGUCACUUCCUUCCAUCUCCAUCGUGGUGAACAUGGCGGAGCACAAGGCUGUGCCCAGCGAUUUGUACAAAUGUGUGUACUCCUUUCUGUUGGAGAACAAGUUCACCAAGGCGGCUCAACAGUUUGUCAAGCAGGUUAUAGUGAGUCCUCAGGAUCCAAAUGAAGAGUCUCUUCUCAACAUCUACGACUUCUGGGUGAAAUCACCUAAAGCUCGGAAACGCAAAGCGAUUUCUGCCAAGACUGAAGCUGCUGGCUCAUUAGCCAAGAAGGCAAAAGCUAGUAGAGAGAGCUCCAGCAGUGAGGAGGAUGAAGCUGAUGUCAAACCCAAGAAGGCUACUCCUGCUGUCAAAGCAGCACCUGUUAAGGCAUCGGCUGCAAAACCUGCAGCUACAAAAGCUUCAUCUAGUAGCAGUGAAGAAUCAAGUGACUCUGAAGAAGAGAAGGCUCCUGCCAAGGCUCCCGUAAAGCCUACAGCAACUGCAAGUGGCGCAAGAAAGAAAGACAGCAGCUCUAGCAGUGAGGAAUCAGACUCUGAAGAGGAGCAGGCCACCAAAGUGCCGCCGAAGCCAGUUACCACCGCCAAGCCCAAAGCUCCUAUUCCCGCUACAGGAACGGCUAAGAAAAAAGAAGAGAGCAGCAGUGAAGAAAGUUCCUCGGAGGACGAGGAACCGUCCAAGGCUCCAGUGAAACCUGCCCAAGUGAAAACUGUUGCUGCAGCUGCCGAGUCGAGCAGUGAAGACUCCUCAUCUGAAGAUGAGGCUCCGCCUAGCAAAAAACCCAAAUCAGGAACGUACAGUGCAGUCCCACCUCCUGCUUCAAUUCAGAAAGCUGCAUCAGCAGUCAUUAAAGCCAAGGACGACUCAGACAGCAGUGAUGACAGCAGUGACGAGGAUGAAGGGAAGAAAGUAGCUUCUAAACCUGCACCCAUGAAGAAGACUGUGCCUACUAAAACUGGUUUGAAGAAGCCUGCAGCAAAGAAAGAGUCCAGUUCUGAGAGUUCAGAUUCCAGUUCAGAUGAAGAGGAGCCCAAGAAGCCUGCAGCCAAGGUCACACCAGCUAGAGCAGCCCCAGUCAAACAAACUCCGGCAAAAAAAGACGAUUCCUCAAGCUCAGACAGCAGCUCAGAAGAUGAAGCUCCAGCAAAGCCUGCCACUAAACCUACUGCACCAUCAACUGCUUCAAAAGCGCCAGCUGAGAGCAGCUCUGACUCCUCAUCUGAAGAGGAAGAAGUAGCCAAAGCCAAGCCAGUUGCGUCAAAGGCAGCUGUUCCAGCCACCAAAGCUGCCGCUGCGGCAGCAGAAAGCAGUUCAGACUCUGACUCCUCAUCGGAUGACGAACCAGUUAAAGGAAAGCCUGCACCGGCAAAGCCUGCACUGGCUACUAAGCCUGCAACUCCCGCCACUAAGGCUGCUGCAGCGGCAGCAGCUGAAAGCAGUUCAGACUCCGACUCCUCAUCUGAGGAUGAAGAACCUGCAAAGGCCAAGGCACCACCAACUAAACCUACUAAACUUGUCACCCCUGCUGCAAAGGCCAAGGCACCACCAACUAAACCUACUAAACUUGUCACCCCUGCUGCAAAGGCCACUGCUCCAGCAAAGACUGCAACUCUCACAAAGACUGCUGCACCGGAAAGCAGCUCAGACUCAGACUCCUCAUCUGAAAAUGAAGAGCCCGUGAAAGCAAAGCCUGCAAACACAAAAUCUUCAACGCCAGCUUCAAAAGCUGCUACUCCUGUUGCAACAGCUGCUAAAGCAAAAACAGCAGCAAAAAGCAGCUCUGAGUUGGACUCCUCAUCUGAAGAUGAAGAACCUACAAAAGCCAAGGCACCUCCAAGUAAACCUUCCAUCCCUGCUGCUAAGGCUGCAACCCCAGCAAAGGCUGCAGCAGCAGAAAGCACCUCUGACUCAGAUUCCGCAUCUGAAGAUGAAAAACCAUUCAAAGCAAAACCAACACCUGCUAAACCUGCCACCCCAGCUUCGAAGGCUGCCACCCCGGCAGCAAAAGUUGCUCCUCCGGCAAAGACAGUGGCAACAAGCAGCUCUGAGUCAGACUCUUCAUCAGAGGAUGAAGAACCUGCUAAAGCUAAACCAGCGACGAGUAAGCCUGCCACUCCUGCCGCAAAGACAGUUGCUGAAGAAAGCAGUUCUGACUCUGACUCCUCAUCUGAAGAUGAGACGGUGAAAGCAAAUCCAGCAAAGGCAAAACCUGCCACACGUGCUUCCAAGGCGACCACACGUGCUUCCAAGGCGACCACCCCCGCUUCCAAGGCGACCACCCCCGCUUCCAAGGCGACUACCCCCGCUUCCAAGGCUGCAACUCCUGCAGCAAAAAGCAGCUCGGAGUCUGACUCCUCGUCCGAGGAAGAGGACGAACCUCCUAAAGCCAAGACAGCUGCAACUAAAGCAGCUGUUUCUGCAGCAAAGACCGCAGGAGCCAAUGCAGAGAGCAGUUCGGACUCAGACUCUUCUGAGGAAGAAGCCCAAGCCAAGGCUAAACCUGUGGUCAAAAAAACUGUAGCACCUAAAGUGGCCAAGAAACCUGCCAGGAAGGCAGCAGUGGUAGCUAAAGCUGCAGCUUCAAAAGCAGCUGCAGCAAAGAAGGCCGAGAAGAGUAGCUCCGACUCGUCCGACAGCUCGGACUCUGAGACGCAGACCAAGAACACCCCUGCUGAGGCUGCCAUCGCCAAUGGGAACGCUUCUAAAGCUGGGUCGGCUAAACCUGCAGAGUCAUCAUCCAGUGACAGCAAUUCAGAGGAAGAGGCUGCUGGGAAAAGUACUAUUAAAACUUCUAACCCUGCGGUAGCCAACAAGGUGACUAAAGCUAAAGACAGCAGCAGCUCAUCAGACAGCACAGAUGAUGACGAUGAGGCAUCGGCAAAAGCUGCCACUACGCGCAACGCCAAUGGUAGCACCAAUGGCAAGCAAAAGAAAGAAAAGUCAUCAGAAAAUGAAAAAGAAGCAACGCAAACAAAAACUCCAAAAAGGAAAAAAGCAGCAACUACACCACAAACCUUUCCGAAAGACAACAAGUCUUCUCACGUACCUUUCCGAAGAAUAAGGGAGGAAGAUGUUGAUGUGGAUCCCCGCCUUGCAGACAACUCUUUUGACGCCAAGAGGGGCUCCAAUGGCGACUGGGGCCAGAAAGCGAACGACGUUCUCCGCUUUACCAAAGGCAAAUCAUUUCGCCACGAAAAGACGAAGAAGAAGAGGGGAAGCUACCGGGGGGGCGCCAUCAACACCUCGGUCAACUCGAUUAAAUUUGACAGUGACUGAGGACCCCGCCCUCACCUGCCCCCCCCCACCUGAACUCUACAGAACUUGUGUGAUGAGGACCUUCUAAAACAGUUGGUACUUUGACAGAUACCAUUUAGUAUGAAAGUAACACUUGAUGGGAUUCGUGGUGAAACACACAAGGCGCCCAAUGACGGCUUAUAGCCAGAUGCUGGUUUAAGGCCAUCAGGCUACACCAAAAAAAAAAAAAAAAAAAAAAAAUCGCAACAACAAAUACAACUAGUAUGGUUCUUUAUUUUUAAGCUUUUCCAUGAAUUACAGCCAUCAAACCUAUCAUGAUUCUUUAUUUUUAAGUUUUUCCAUAAGUGAAUUACAGCCAUCCAACCCAUCACUGGUUUUUCAAUUGAUUGUAUACAUUUGUCAGUCUAUAAUGUGAACAUUGGAGAGGGUUUGUACUCCCUAGUUUUUCCUUAAAUAUGCUGUGGAGGAAUUACGUUUUAGGGUGUGUAUUAAUAUUUCUUGCAUUUUAUUCCAUUUCAAUAAUUAGGAGUUAAUGUAUAGUCAAUGUUCCUUACAAACCAUGUUGCAUUGAAACAUGCAAAUGUUAAAAUUUAGCCAUUCACCGCUCCUGUUUUUGGUAGAAAUCUUUGUCUCCAAUUAGUUGAUCUCUUUUCUGUCGGGAUUUACCUUUCUAAAUACUUUUUUUUGUUAUUUUGUUGGGUCAUUAACCCUAACGGCAAUUAAAAGAUUAACAAUAUUGUCAAAACCAGUAUUGUAGUUGUGUUCGGUUGCCACAAGGUGGCACACCAUGCAGUUAAUUUAAAACAUUGCUUUCACUUUUGAUAUAUAUUUCUAGAUUGUCUUAAUUUCUCUCUGAACAAUAAAAUGGAUUAAACACAAA